Molecule: messenger RNA, 5232 nt
Organism: Pristis pectinata (smalltooth sawfish)
Lineage: Eukaryota; Metazoa; Chordata; Chondrichthyes; Rhinopristiformes; Pristidae
Product: NACHT and WD repeat domain-containing protein 2
Exons: 7
Coding region: 1-5232 (1743 amino acids)
Molecular function (GO): protein binding
Source: RefSeq, a predicted model, not a curated record
AUGCUGAUGUGGUCGGUGCCGGGCUCCAGGCUGCCCUCUCCCCGGGACUCGGCGCUCCGCAGGGCGGCACUGGCUGGAGCUGUGACCGCUCUCCCUCAGCACCUCCCGGGCAGCAGGAGCAUCAAGGUCUUCAUCAGCUCCAAUCCCGAAGACACAGAAGCAGAAAGGAAGUCGCUGAAGGAGCAUGUGUACCCUAAGCUGAGGGAAUUCUGCAGGGAAAACUAUGGGCUUGAAUUCCAGGUAAUAGAUGUUUACUGGGGACUGGAUCCAGAAGAAUGGGAUAACCCAGAUCUCCAUAGAAUUCGGAUGAGGCUUUUAGAAGAUUGCCUGAAAACAUCUGCUGGUCCAUGUUUUGUUGGACUGUUUGGAGAAAAGUAUGGCAGCACUCGCAUACCCGGAGAGGUUGAGACUUCUGAAUUUGAGAUGAUUCUGGACGCUGCUGUGGAGGCGCAGCUGGAUACGAGAAUUUUGGAGGAGUGGUAUUGCCGAGAUGAGAACUCUGUCCCACCAACAUACUACCUCAAACCAAAGUCUGAAAUGCUGAAAAAUUACCAGAAUGUGACAGAUGGAACUGUAAAUUCUCCCAACCCCAAGAAAUGGAAGGAAAUAUCAGAGGAGAUCAAGAAAGUUUUUAAAACUGCUAUAAACUUACUGCAACAACGAGGAACAAUGCAUAGUUCCAAAGCCAAGAAGUAUCUUUGUUCAGCAAUUGAAGAUGAGUUUGAGUUUGCCCUGGGAAACCAAACACCAGCAUUUCUAAGGAAGUGUGUGUGUUAUAUCAGGAAAAUUGCUAACAUUGACCGUCAUGUGAAGAAUCCAGAAAUGGGCCGAUACAUGGACAUCAUCGAGGUCAAUGGAAAAUUUAUACGAGACCCAGUUGCGAAUGAGAAACUUGUGAAACUCAGGGAUGAGUUUAUUCCUACAAUUGUUGCCUCUUCCAAUCUGCGAGUAUACACAUCCAUCACCCACUGCGAUAUGAAACUUGGAUAUUCAGAGAAUGUAGAGAACCACUAUGUUGAAGGCCUUUGUAAACAGUUCUAUGAUGAUAUGAUCGACAUUAUUCAAUCGACAGUUCAACAGAACUUUGAUAUUGAAACAGAUGCACUUUACGAUGAAGUUCUGCAGCACUUGUCUCUUUGUAAAAUGUACGCCUCUUUCUACCAAUACCAAUGUGAGGCCUUGAACCUCAUACACAAGUACAUACUGCCUUGUAAACCAGGACAGGUGAACCCACUUGUGGUAUAUGGUGGGCCAUGUACAGGCAAAACACUUCUACUGGCAAAGGUGGCACAACAGGCCUAUUCAUGGCUUCAGGACGAAAUGGGCCCCGAUUCUGAUCCAGUUAUAACUGUGAGAUUUUUGGGAACAACUGAAUUAAGUACAGAGCUUAAAACCUUACUGCAAAGUCUCUGUGAACAAUUAGCCAUUAACUAUCGAUGUCUCAUACACAGUUAUCCUCAAAAAAUACAUGACCUGAGGGAACUAUUCAUAAACCUACUGAAUGAGUCUUCCUUUCAUCGGCCACUGGUGUUAAUUUUUGAUGCACUGGAGCAAUUGUCAGAUGGUGAGGAAGCACGCAAAUUGUGGUGGCUUCCCAUUCAUCUUCCUCGGUCAGUGCGUGUGAUAUUGUCAACGCUACCCAACAAGCACGGUAUUUUGCAAAAGCUGAGGUGCUUGAUACAGGAUGACGAUAACUACAUUGAACUGCCACAGCGUGACAGGAAGGUGUGCAGCCAAAUUUUGAAAUACCAGCUUCUGCAAGUGAAAAGAAAGGUCACCUCAGGUCAGCAGAUCUAUGUCAAUGAAGCCCUAUCAAAGUGUACGCUACCCAUGUUUGUUAAUCUGAUUUACCACGAGGUCAAGCAGUGGAGAUCACAUAAGGACGUUGACGACACUUCACUCUGUGGAACAGUACAUGAAAACAUUGAGCACCUUUUUGGGUCUCUUGAAAAUAAGUGUGGAUCAAGAUUGGUCUCAAGAGCUCUUGGUUUCAUCACCAUAGCCAAAACUGGACUGAGUGAAAUGGAACUGGAAGAUGUUCUUUCACUUGAUAACUAUGUCCUUAACGAAAUCAAAGCAAAGUCUGAGCUUCAGAAUCCACUGCGGAUACCAUAUUAUUUCAUCGCAAGAUUGAAGGAGGAGCUAUGUGGAUACUUAGUGGAGAGGCAGGUGAGAAGCGUCACACUUCUGGUUUGGGCAAAUCGCCAUCUACAUCUGAUCGCUCAGAAACUGUACCUGCAGAGUGAGGAAGACGUACACGAAAUGCACAGCAUCUUGGCAGAUUACUUUCUGGGAGUAUGGUCAGGGGGGAGACCACGGUUGUUUCAUCCUGAGCAAGGCCAAAUCCGACCUCUAGACAACAACAAGAGCAUGAAUGAGGAAAAGCAGACUGGCGAGAAAACCUUUGAUCGGCAAGCCCCUGAGCAACCAUGGGUCUUCCAGUGCAAUCCAUUGGAACCAGACAUCUUUUUUGUGAAUCACAGGAAAAGCACUGAGCUGCUACAUCACCUGACAAGAAGUGAGAGGACAGACGACCUCAUGUACAGUGUCAUAAUGAAUUUCAGUUGGCUGUACACCAUGAUCAAAAUUGGUCACCUUGACAAAGUCCUUUCUGACAUAGAUCUUGCUUACAAUUACUCACAAGAGAAAGAACUGAAGUUUCUGGCAAGGACUCUGCGAAGCAUCAAGUUGAAAGUUUCAAAGAACCCAAGCUCACUGUCUGCUGAGCUGCAGCAAAGGCUUUUGCCUGUCAUUAGCUCUUUACCAAAGCUGAGACACCUUUUAUUAGAGUGUGACAAAGAUGGCCCAAAGUAUUGCUCAAUUGUGCCUUUGCAUUCCUCCUUGGAUGUGAUGUACAGCCCUGAACGACUCCCGCUGACCAGCAGCCAUGCCCACGUGAUCGAGGUACUGCCAACAUCAAGCCCUAAUGUGGUCAUCGCUGCGUUGGAAAAUGGUUCCAUUACUACCUGGGACGUGGAGUCGCAGCAGAUUCUGCGGCAGAUUACAACUGCGAACUCAGCCGUCUUGGGGAUGAAGCUUACACACGAUGAGAAAUACCUGGUGGUAUCAACGACAAAAAAUACAUUGUUGAUAUACGACAAUCACAAUUCAUGCCAGUUGUCGGAGGUGGAGGUCAAGGGUUCCAAGCACUGCAUUGUGGGUGGAGGCAACUGUUUCAUUUAUGGCUUCACUUUAUCAAUUAACCAUGCCCUUGCAUGGUUGCAGGGUAGUAAAGAUGUGCAUGUGAUCGACUUAAUUUAUGGAUGGCCUCUCUACCAGUUCCAUUGCUGGUAUGAAGUUACUUGUGUCCAAUGUUCUCCCGAUGGAGUGUAUGCAUUCUGUGGACAGUACUUGAACACAACCACCAUUUUCCUCUUGGGAAGUGGUGAAAAGCUCUCCACAGUGACAUCAGAAUUUUCUGGGGGAUACGUAAAAUCUCUUCUCAUUCUGGCUGCAGUUCAAGAAAUGGUGAUGAUCGAUAACGAAGGCAGCCUGUCUGUCUGGAAUAUAGAUGAAAUUACCAAUCCCCAACUGAUUGAGGACUUUGACUGCAGAGGAAAAGACAAUGAAGUGGUGAGCUUAGAGCUGUCGGAAGACCAAAGUGCAAUCCUCAUCUGUAAGACAUUCAGCAUUGAGGUGUUGGACACCAGCAUUUGGAAAGUGGCUGAAAAGUUCAAAGCAAAACGCAAUGAACGCUUCAUAUCAGCAGUCCUCUCUAAAAAUGGUGACUCGAUUAUUGCUUCAAUGGAACACAUGUCAUCGAUAUUUGUGUGGCGGAGAGAUACUGGACAGUGCAUGGCAAGUUUGCAGGAAAUUUCAGGAGCCAUUGUAAAGCUAGUUAAAUCAAACCAACACAAUCUGCUGCUGUCUUUGACAAGCAAUGGUAUUCUUUCAGUGUGGGAUAUAGACAUCAUAACAGCGAUCUCAAACAUUGACAAAACUGGGAAAGCAAUUCAAAGCCUUCUCCUGCCGAGCAAAGGUGAACUGAUUUACACACUGGAUGGCUCAGAAUCUGUUCAUAAAUGGAGUUUUAGCACAGGAUAUAUCGAAGCUGUAUUUAAACAUGAGAGCAUUGUGGAAAACUGUGUUCUCACAUCAUCAGGGGAGCUCAUGGUCACUUCAGAUGACAAAGGCAGCCAGUACAUCUGGCACACUGUUACUGGGGACAACAUCUUUCGCAUCAAUGGGCAGAGGAUAUCCCAGCUGCUGAUUACACACAAUGAUCAGUUUGUCGUCUCUCUUUGUAACCAAGGUAUCUCUCGAGUCUGGAGGCUGUCUACUGGUCAUAAAGUCUGCAAUAUUCUGGUUCCCAUGCAGAACGCAUUUAUCACAUACCCUAACACCUUUGUAAUUGGUGUUUCAAAAAACAAAUUGUUGGCUGUCAGUUUGUGGACAGGAAGUGUUACGAAGAAGUUCUGCUGUGAUGAUGGUACAACCAUUGUAAAUUUCAAGCUGAUCCCUGAUUCACCAGACUAUGUAGUAUUCAUCACAUCAGCUGAAACACUGUUCGUUUGGAGCGUGACAGAGGAAGCAGUGUGCAGACGUGUGCAGCUUCCUAAUAAUUUCCUAAAAAACCUGCAGGAUUUUCAGAUAUCUCCCAAUGGGAAACUGGGAAUUUUGUCGCGAGGCGACGACAACAUUAACAUUAUGGACCUGCACAAUGGAAAGCUGCGUCUUGUUCCUGCCACUGGAAUUAUUUGGCGUCAGAAACUAUCACGUGAUGGCCGUUACCUGGUGUACAUUUGUUUUAGAAACUGCAGUGAUGAUAUUGAUAAUGGGGCUGUGUCCAGCUUAAUAGUCAUCAGGUUAGCUGAUGGGAAAAAUAUUGGAGCAUGUUCACUUUACAAGACUCCGGCUUUUCUGAGUCUGUCACAACGGCAUCUGAACAUCAUUGUGGGUUUUGACGACGGCAGCAUUGGGACCUACACUGUCGUAGACCGAGUUGACGCUGCCUUAAAAAUUAAAAUAGCCACUUCAAACAGUCGACAGAUUUUUAGUAACUCGUCUCAGCAAAUCAGACCUAAGCGCGCAAAUUUUAUGUGCAAGUACACAGCAGACUGUAUAUGGAGAGAGUCUACUGAGGUUUUUGCCAGGGAUAGCCCAAUUACAGUCUCUGAUUCAAGUGAGACACAGGAGACAGCACCUACCAAAAAGCAACCUUACAGUUCCGAUAAAGCAGGUUCAACAUUACAAAUAGACUACAAAUGUCAGAACUUCACAGCCGAAAGCUAA